Molecule: messenger RNA, 5491 nt
Organism: Melanotaenia boesemani (Boeseman's rainbowfish)
Lineage: Eukaryota; Metazoa; Chordata; Actinopteri; Atheriniformes; Melanotaeniidae
Product: inactive phospholipase C-like protein 2
Exons: 6
Coding region: 443-4081 (1212 amino acids)
Biological process (GO): lipid metabolic process; intracellular signal transduction
Molecular function (GO): phosphatidylinositol-4,5-bisphosphate phospholipase C activity
Source: RefSeq, a predicted model, not a curated record
CAGUCUUGAAUCUGUCCCGCGGUUGCAUGCUCUCCUCUUUGCAAGCGCUGCAAAAGUGCUCAGGACGCGAUGCGAUGCGCGCAGCAGAGUGCACAGAAGCAGACGUGGGGAGUGAAACAGAUUUUUGAGGACAAGGACACGAAAGUGCAAGCUUAGUAACAGAAAGGACACCAGAGAGCCUUGCUUCUAGUCUGUAUUUCCAGUCUUGUUGAACACACGCACCGCAAAAGCUCAACGCAGGAGGUCGCGUGCAUACUGUCUGCUUUUUAUUUAACCAGAACUGUUGAGUGUGAUCAGCCUGGGUUCCGACGCCCCAACGAUGGAACAGCAGUAACCCGCUGAAGAAAUCGAGCUGCCCCGGACGCCGGCGAAUCCAUCCUGCUUAAAAAUGGAUUGUUUUUACACUGAGGUGGAGCGGGCUUUGCUCUAACACCGACGGAUCAUGGCAGGGGUACACUCUUCAGAUGCCUUUUCGGGACAUGUUUUGGAGCCUGCCCUCAGCGCACCGCCAGGGCAGGGCGCGACCAACGUGAUCACCGGCGAUGCGGCAGCUCUGCCUCACACCGCUACGCGGACGUACUUGGAGGUGUCGGCCGCUGCUCAAGGCUAUGGGGCUGAGGGAGUUUAUACCAAUGGACGGCACAGGGAACACGGCAGUCCAAGGAUCGGGAGUGGCAGCCGUGAUAAUUCCGCGGAGAGAAGUCAGGGAGCUGGAAACACUCCUUGCGGUAUCAUGAAGGAUGGCUCCAAGCAGAGGCAGGUGAGGAAGAAAACUGUGUCCUUCAGCUCAAUGCCGAGUGACCGUAAGAUCAACAGCACAGCUGCUUGCAUGGCCUUUAUGAUGGAAGGUUGUGAGAUGAAGAAGGUGCGCUCCAAUUCGCGCAUGUACAAUCGCUACUUCCUGCUGGAUCCGGACAUGCACUGGCUCCGUUGGGAGCCAUCCAAGAAAGAUUCAGAGAAGGCCAAACUGGAAAUCAAGAGCAUUAAGGAGGUCCGUUUGGGAAAGAAAACUCCUGUUCUGCGCAGCAACGGCCUCUCUGAUCAGUUCCCUGAUGAAUGCGCCUUUUCAAUUAUCUAUGGAGAUAACUAUGAGUCCUUGGAUUUGGUGGCUAGUACAGCAGAUGUUGUCAGCACAUGGGUCAUGGGCCUAAGAUAUUUGGUGUCCUAUGGCCGCCACACCGUGGACAUGGUGGAACCAAGUCAGCCAAGCCUACGAACAUCUUGGAUUGGCUCAGUGUUUGAGCUAGCAGAUAUAGAAAAAGAAGGACACAUAGACUUGUUCAGAGCCACUCAAAUAAUCAAAGGGCUCAAUCCUGGAAUGAAAGAGUCUAGGAUAGAGCUGAAGUUCAAGGAACUACAGAAAGCUAAAGACCAAUAUGGAGAAGCAAUUAAUAUGGAUACAUUUGUGGAGGCCUAUUGUGAGCUCUGCACUAGACCAGAAAUUUUCUUCCUGCUGGUUCAGUUCUCUAGUAACAAGGAAUAUCUGGACAGUAAAGAUCUGAUGUUGUUUGUAGAGGUGGAGCAGGGUGUCGAGGGGGUAACAGAAGAAAUGUGCAGAGAUAUUGUUCAGAAGUAUGAGCCAUCUGCUGAGGGCAGAGAAAGAGGCUACCUCUCUAUUGAUGGUUUUACACACUACCUCCUGUCCUCCGAAUGCCACAUUUUCGACCCCCAGCACAAACGUGUGUGCCAAGAUAUGACCCAGCCACUCUCCCACUACUACAUCAACUCCUCACAUAAUGCCUCCCUUCUGGAUGACCAUAUCUGGGGUUCGUCAGACAUCAGCAGCUACAUUCGAGCUCUAAGGAUGGGAUGUCGCAGCAUCGAAGUCAUAGUAUGGGAUGGCCAUGAUAAUGAACCAGUGGUGUAUGUAGGGAGUUCUGUGGCCUCACAACUAGCUUUCUCUAAAGUUCUGGAUAUCAUCAACCAGUAUGCUUUUGAAAGCUCUGAGUAUCCCCUGAUCCUCUGCUUGGUAACCCAUUGCUGUAUCCCCCAGCAAAGGGUCAUGGCACAACACAUGAAGAAGAUUCUUGGAGACAAGCUGUACAUUGAAUCUCCCAACAAAGAGGACAACUACCUACCCUCUCCUGAGAAACUUAAAGGUAAAAUCCUGCUAAAGAGUAAAAAAAUGCCACCCAACUGCACUGAUGCUGAGGGAGAUGUGACAGAUGAGGAGGAGGGUCUGGAAAUGUCCCGUAGAUUUGGAGGUGAUGAGAAGGACCAGUUGAAUGGAUUGGGCUGCAAGAGACUAAGGCUAUGCAAGGAGCUAUCUGACCUUGUGUCUCUCUGCAAGUCAGUACAGUUCAGGGACUUUGAGAUCUCUAAGAGAGACCAAAAAUACUGGGAGAUAUGCUCCUUGAAUGAGGUUGACGCAAACCGAUUUGCCAAUGAGUUCCCAGAGGAAUUUGUCUGUUAUAACAAGCGCUUCCUCUCAAGGGUAUACCCCACACCCAUGAGGAUUGAUGCCAGCAACAUGAACCCUCAGGAUUUUUGGAAGUGUGGGUGCCAGAUUGUGGCCAUGAACUAUCAGACACCAGGCUUAAUGAUGGACCUUAACCUAGGCUGGUUCAGGCAGAAUGGCAACUGUGGAUAUGUUUUACGACCAGCCAUCAUGAGGGAGGAAGUAUCCUACUUUAGUGCCAAUGCUCGCGACUCCUUGCCAGGAGUGUCUGCACAGCUUCUUCACAUCAAGGUGAUCAGUGGGCAGAAUCUGCCCAAGCCUCGUGGCUCUGCUGCUAAAGGUGAUGUGGUGGAGCCCUACAUAUAUGUAGAAAUCCAUGGCAUACCAGCUGACUGCGCUGAACAAAGAACCAAGACUGUAUCCCAGAAUGGAGACAACCCAAUUUUCGAUGAGAGUUUUGAAUUCCAGAUUAAUUUACCAGAACUUGCAGUUUUACGCUUUGUGGUUCUGGAUGACGACUACAUCGGAGAUGAGUUCAUUGGCCAGUACACCAUUCCCUUUGAGUGCCUACAACCAGGCUACAGACAUCUCCCCUUACAAUCUCUUACAGGGGAGUUCCUACCCAAUACCACUCUCUUUGUCCAUGUAGCCAUCACCAACAGGCGGGGUGGUGGAAAGGCACAUAAGAGGGGUCUGUCUGUGAGGAAAGGUCGGAAGGCUCGGGAGUACACCACCACCAAGACUACAGGGAUUAAAGUGGUGGAUGAACUCUUCAGAGCUUCCACGCAGCCCCUCAGGGAAGCUACAGACCUCAGAGAAAAUGUGCAGAAUGCCAUGGUUUCCUUCAAGGAGCUCUGUGGACUGACCCCUGCAGCCAACAUGAAGCAGUGUAUCCUGACUGUAUCAACCUGGCUGAUGAACAGUGAGCGAUCUCUGAGAGUAAUGGUGGACCUGAGUGAGACCUACCCAACGAUGGAAGCUCAGGGUCCUGUGCCUGAGCUAUUACGCAAAGUUCUCAACGCCUAUGACAUGAUGAUCCAGACCAGCAAAAUACUGAUUGAGUCAGCUGAUGUCGUGUACUCUAAGCUCACACAAGCACAACGUGCAGGGCUGGACUUUCAUGAGGACUUGCAUCGCAUUGGAGCCAAGGAGGGUCUAAAAGGCCGCAAACUUCAGAAGGCCAUGGAGAGCUAUGCUUGGAACAUCACUGUGCUUAAAGGCCAAGCAGACCUUCUGAAGCAUGCAAAGAGUGAAGCUCUGGACACUCUGCGUCAAAUCCACUGUGCAGCUCAAUCCUGUGGCCUCAGUAAAAAUGGAGCGGCUUCCCCACAGCUUCAGCACCAUCCUCUCCACCAGCCACCGCAGAUGCAGCCUCAAGCGAAGCCCCAACCACAGCCUCCACCACUGUACCAGUCCCAAACUCAGCUCCAAUCCCAGACCACACCUCAGGCUUAUUUUCACCCUCACCCUCAGCAAUAUGUUCCACUGCAUCCCCAGCUGGCGACUUUCCCUCCUUUUCAAACUGUGUUAAAACCCCCAGCCUAUCCUCAGCCCCCACCCUUACCUUUACCCCAGGUACAGUUUCAGUUACAGAACCAGCAGCAGAGGGCAGCAGGACCUCUCGACACCAUCCCCGAGAGGGAGAAAGAGAUGGUCAGUGACAAUCCUGAAGGAUUCUGCUGACCCGCAGCCUGUGCCCACAGAGAAUCCCACCCAAAGAGAGACAGUGAGAAUCAGAUAGAGAAGCAGAGUUGUGUAGAUGGAAAGCAGAAGGCCAGUAAGGAAAGGGAGAUGGAAGAGGCUGCAGAGAGAGUUACAGAGUUGAUGAUGGUGAAGAAAACCCAUCGUGUUAGAAGCGAGACGCAAGUCUAAAAGAUUUAAGUUGGUCUAAGACGUAAUGGUGAAAACAAAACUUAAGUCAAAUAAUUUUAAGCAGGAUGGAAAACUGGAAGGAUAAUGUUUGUUUUUUUCUGGAUAUAGAGGAUAAUAUUCCAUUGGAGCUAGAAGGUGUGCAUGUUCAUGUCUUCUGCCUUUGAAAAGGAUAACAGCUGGUAACAAAAUUCUGAUACGAAUUUCUGCAUAGGAAUGCAUACCGUAGACUGAUCAAUGACAUCCCGUCUCUCUCUGGGCAAUGCUAGUUACAUGCCCCUCCACAAUGUACUCUAGCUCUGUGGGGACAGGCUUUACCUCACAUUGGCAGUUCAUGCCACAAAUUUGCCUUUUUAUUUUAUAGACACUUUGGCAUGUCUUUGGGCUUUUAUUACUUCACACUCACACCCUUCCUCUGCCAUCUUAGACAUAAAGCUAAGUGCAAACCCUCACUCCUUUUAAUGAAGAGGAUGUCGUUUUACUUCUAAGUGCACAAAUUAGUGUAGCUCUACUAGCACACUGUAGGAGUCACAAUUGACCAUUUCAGCACAAACCAGAGAGUUCUAGAGCUAGUAUAGAAAAACAAUCUGCAGCUGUCGAAGCUUUCAGUCACACUGAUGUUUUAUUUGCUGCUGUCAACCUCCAUCAGGCCUUGCAUAUCUCUAGUGUCUCUCAUUAGAGUUUAAGUUCUUCAUCAUUCCUAGAAACUCUCCACAGGAUCUCCUUGUCUCCUCCCCAGGGGGCUAUUUGUAUGACAUUAUGUGAGUUGAUGUUUUGGUCCCCAGGGUGGAACUGGCCCACAUCCUCAAGUGGUGGAGCUCAGCAGCCAGUCAUAACUGGAAUAUUUGACCCAGCCUGUUAAAGGUGAAAGGUCAAAAACAACAUGGUACUGCUGUCUGUGAAAAUAGACGUAAACUGUAUGUAAAAUGUAUGAAAGGAACAUAUAUUGCUGUAACAAAUCUCAGACAUUAAUGAUUGAUAUUCUAAAUGUUGUUAGUUUUAUUGAUAUUCAGAUUCUUUUUUAACAUUACUUCCACAUUUGCAGUGAUCUGAAAACUGUUAUUCUGUGGAGCGGAUCAGGACAACCAGUGCAUGUGGGACUGGAAUGAAGGAUUACGGGUUGGUGCCACAACACAAGAGGUCAAACAAUAACCUGACAUGUUCAAUGAGUGUGAAUUCUGUAAGAGCUCCUUUAAGUGGCCCAUUAAAACUGGCUUCAUUGUU